GCACGGGGCGCCGCCGCCCUCCGCCGGCACCGCGGCUCGGCUCCAUGCCGCGGCGGCCGGCAUGCCCAGCCUGCUGCCGCCCCUCCUCGCCCUCCUGUGCUUCGGGGCGCCGGCGCCCGCCCUGACCGCGCCGCCCGUCUCUCCGCGGCGCGCCGAGGCGGCGGCGGAGGAGCCGUGGUGCCCUUACAAGGUGGGGGCCGAGGGGGCUGCGGGAGGGCGGCUCUGCUUCCGCACGCCGGCCCGUGGCUUCCAGUGCGCGGCGCGGGCCUGCCGCGCCCACCGCUCGCCGGGCGGCGCGUUGGUGGCCAACGUGCUGCGCAACGGCAGCGUGCUGCUGCAGUGGGGGCUGCGGCAGUGGGGGCCGCCGCGCCCCGCCGCCGGCCUCCGCGGCUUCGCGCUCAACUGCUCCUGGGACGGCACCUACACGCGCUUCCCCUGCGACAGCGUGGAGCUGGGGGCCGCCUGCCGCGAUUACCUGCUGCCCGAGGCGCACGGCAGCGUGGGCUACCGCCUGUGCCUGCAGCCGCGCUACGCGCCGCCGCGCCCCGCGCCGCCCGCCCAGUGCGUGGAGUUCCGCGUGGAGCCGGCCGCCAUGCGGGACAUCGUCGUGGCCAUGACGGCCGUGGGGGGUUCUAUCUGUGUCAUGCUCGUCUUCAUCUGUCUGCUGGUGGCCUACAUCACCGAGAACCUCAUGAGUCCGGCGCUCGCCAGGGCCGCCGCCGCCCCGCGCCGUGCUUAGCCCCCGGGCCCGAGCUGCCCGGCGCCGCUGGGGCCUGGGAGGGAGCGGCCAGGUCCUGCCAUGGGCUGCCGUGGCUCCCGGUAGCGGCGACUUGCCCGGUUUUCUCGCCAGACCUCUUCUUGCAGCGUGCUGACGCCGACUUUCUGUCUCGUUCAGGGGAUGGGGAGAGGUGCUUCCAAACUCUCCUUGCAGCGCUUUUUUGGAAGCGUUAGGUGUCUCGGGUUUGCCUUCCUCAGACUUCCAGGAUGUGGGUUUUCCUCAGUGGUUGGAUCUCUUCAUCCUCCUGAGGUGGCUUCUCAGCUGGAGCCACGCGUGGUUACCGAACUCUUUGGAUCUCAGUGGAUUAAAAGCAAAUAAUAGCAAAGGUCCACAAGUGCCAGAGCAAUGUGUGUUUUUAGAAGCAAGAGACAGAUCUUACAGAGGGCCUGCUUGAGAAGACUCUCCAGAACACUGUGUUUUUAGGCCUGUGCCUAAAUCCACUUGCUCUUAGAUAUGUGCUUGAGUUUUUGUCCUGAGGAGGAAUGUUGUUUGAAGUCUGUGAACAGACCAAUGGAACCACAGAGCCCAUAGCUAAAGGGUGUGUUUGAUCCAAAGCCCACCUAAAUCUUGUGACUUAGGUGGGUUUUGUAUCGUGCCUUAUGUUGUUCAUGAAUUCUGGGACCUAGACUUGCCCACUGUCCAAAGCAACAGGGGUUCUGGUCUGCUCGAGUGGCCAUCAACAUCCUACUCUGACUAAACCUGCUUUCCUCUCUUUAGAACUGUCAUCUCGGUAGUCUCCACAAAGAGCAAUGCUAAGGGGCUGAAUUUAGUGUGGAAAUUCCAUUAUGUUGUGUAAGUAUGAACCAAUCCUUCAAUUAUCACAUAGGUACAGUAUAAAUGAGCACCAUCACUGCCCUCUGAAACCCCAUCUUUAGCAAUGCUGUGCACAGAUACGCUAAGGUUUAGAAACGUCUCAAACACGGGAGUCACUAUCGUUGUAGCCGAGCGUUCUGAGCGUGGGAACGCUCCCUGUUAAGCGCUCACUCAGUGCUGUAGUCAGUCAGGUUUUAGCCAUAUUCUAGUAUGAAUUCUAUUGUGCCUUAGUGCUGAGAAUUUGUCCCAUUUAUAUCAGUGUAUCUGUUCUUGUAGCCUUCACAGACAGCUGUAUCUGCCCUGGUGUUUCUGUCUCUGAAACUAGUGGUCAUUGGUCUGUUCAGUUGGUUGGUUUUUUAAAGCAAGCAAAUUUAGGCUGACGAUUACUUGAACUUCCAUGUACUCACACAAUAGAGUCAGUUACCAUCUGAGAGGUAUUUAUUUAGUGCACUAGUUCUAUUCAGUGGUGUUUGUACGUAGUUGACUGCUGUAAGAGAAAAUUAGAUCACUUCAGCUGAGCACCUGAAGCAAAAGUAGGGAACAGCUCUAAUGUAGAGGGGUAUUGCUGUUAAACACGUCACUUCAUAUGUGGUCUGUUUGUGUAAAUGUUUCUCACCAGUAGAUGACCCUAAUGCUUUUCUUUGUGAAAGUAGAUUGUGAAGUAUAAACUUGCUAGUAGAGGGUAAAUAUAGGAAAUCUAUGGAGUCCUUAAUAAAACACAGUAUUUGUACUACUCAUAAUCCCUUUGGUAAUUUGAGAGAGGCUGAGAAGCCAAAGGUCUGUAUCUCAUCAGGCAAAAGUACCUUUAAUUUGUUGUUCUUGCUUUGUUUUUCUGUCUCACAUGCAGCUGACUCUCAAUUCCACAGUGUUCUCCUUUUAUUAACUUGACUGUGUACUUGAUUUAAGCAGCCUGACAGUACCUCCCAUCACAGUCGUGGGAAGAUGGUGUCAUUCACUGAAACUGAAGGACAGUGCUACCAUUUUUGUUAAUUUUUUAAUCACUAGAGAUUGACUGUUUGAAGAAAAGGCAACAGCUUUUGAGAACUUCAAAUUGUAUCAAGUGGUUUAGUUCAGUGAAUUUAAAAGCAGAGUACAUUUGGGUCAAAGGACUUUUAAGGGUUUCAAGUCAAUCUUUUCUGUAGCCAGUUCUGCAAAGGACUGUUAGAGUGGCACUGAUUUUGUCUUAUCUGUCAGCUUGUGUCAACCAGUGUUACUGUUUUGUUCUUCAUCUUAUUGUGAAUUGCCAGAUGUGAAAACUAAAUGUGUAAAUAAUGAACCUUGUACCACCUUGGCACUGACCUUAAUAAAUUAAGA
Molecule: messenger RNA, 2905 nt
Organism: Colius striatus (speckled mousebird)
Lineage: Eukaryota; Metazoa; Chordata; Aves; Coliiformes; Coliidae
Gene: FNDC10
Product: fibronectin type III domain containing 10
Exons: 1
Coding region: 62-739 (225 amino acids)
Source: RefSeq, a predicted model, not a curated record